Messenger RNA from Haliotis rufescens (red abalone), 1758 nucleotides. RefSeq lists its product as uncharacterized. The transcript is spliced from 2 exons. Bases 81 to 1172 code for a protein of 363 amino acids. Lineage: Eukaryota; Metazoa; Mollusca; Gastropoda; Lepetellida; Haliotidae. The record is from RefSeq and is a predicted model, not a curated record.
CACAGAGAGAGGCAAGAACGGAGAAUAUCAGUGGAUACAGCGCGCCGAGGUAAAAGUCAGUGGUUACAGUUCGUCCCAACAUGACAGCCCCGAGUUACAACGAAUCGAGUAAGUCUCGCGGUGGCGUGGACGGGCGCAGCUACACGAUUCCCAACGACAGCGUGUGUGUCAGGACAAGGAUCUGCGGCGAAAAUAUUGACUUGACAUCUUUGUUGAAAGCCGUCAUGGAGAUCAAACAGAUGGUCAGUGAAAACAUGUCCUUUGUAGUUUAUAAGCUGGACAGGUUAGAGAUGUGUAAGGAUGCAGAAAUACACCAUUUAAAGGACGCGGUAAGCCGGGCGGAGGACACUAACCGAAUUCUCAAUGAACAGUUGUAUGCCUAUCGUAUCAAUGAACAGAAGAUGCGGUAUGAAAUAAAGCUACUGAAGAAUGAAAACAAAGAACUGGGGACGAAGGUGACGAAAUGCCAGUCUGAAGUCGCAUCUGUGACUAAUCAGUUCCGCAAAUUAGACGUCAUGACAGAAAAGAUGGAUCUGGUGCUUCAAAAAACAUCCUCCUCAUCAGCAUCUGUAUCCCUUAACAACAUCGCAACCCAAACACCACCAGAGACAGCACAACUCAGUGAAAAGAAUUUCACUCCUGAAACACCAUCUGUCAGACACGGGGUAACUCGCACCUCACCCUCACAAGAUUGUCCAGCUUCUGAUGUUGGUAGAUGUGCACGGACACAAAAGUCUACAAUUGCUGAUGAACCAUCGCGCAAUGAUACACGAACGUUUAAAUUUGGGAGUGUAGAAAAUCACCACUCUCACCUAGUUGGGAAUAAACUGAAUAUCAAAACACCAAACUCAGAUGGAGAAAAGAACAUAAAAACGGAACAAUAUGUGUUGUCCCGUCUCAAGGGACCUGCAGGCAUUGAUGGUGUAAAUGCAGCAGUGACGCGAUAUGCCGCUGACAGAAGUGUAAGGGUGACACAUGUACGACACAUUAAGACCUGGCGUGGUAGGGCCGGGCGACAAACGUACACAGUGCUGAUUGAUGUAGCUUGUGAUGAUUCCCACAAAAUACAGGACAAAUUCUGGCCGGAUGGUGUUUAUUGUAGACUUUACAUUCCCGAGGUAGAAAUGACAACCAGGAACGGGGACAGAGCACGUGACAGGGAUACAAAAUAACUAUAGGGUGCAAAUGUAACGUAAGGCUCAAAGGAUCCUGACACGCACAAGGGAUGCAACUCUUCACAGACAAAUGAAGUGCCUUAAACGAAUGGCCUGCAAAUAUGACGUUUUCAUGAAAGGCGCAACUACGAGUGAAAAUGGCAACUUUGUAGGUCACAAGCUCAGAUAAACAUUUUAUUUGACAAGAAAUGUUAAUUUUAUUAGGUAUUUUCUUGCAUGACUUUCAUGAUCUUACUCUGAAUACCAUUGUGUCGUAGAAUGAAAGUACAUGUAGUUCCGACUCUAGAGAAAUAUUGAUUUCGUGUUUGGAUAUUUAUACAAUAUACAUAUUAAAUGUGUUUAGGUCCUUACUCUUCAAGGAACUCGAUGAUUGUUUACACAUAUUCCUUAACGAUAAUCUAUUUUUAUACAAAAAUAUACAGAAGUAUUAUUUUUCCUGUUUAAUGAACACGGUGGCUCCAAGUGUGGGUGGGAUGGCUUCCUGCAAGGAUGCAGUUUAAUAACAAGUAACUAAAACAUUUACCCACCUGAACUAGAAAUAAAGGCGACCAGUGAGGCUGCCUCAUCUGUUUCAUUACGGAAG